Ambispora gerdemannii is the source of this 405-nucleotide messenger RNA. NCBI's taxonomy places the organism in Eukaryota, Fungi, Glomeromycota, Glomeromycetes, Archaeosporales, Ambisporaceae. The record is from the annotation of a GenBank genome assembly.
AUGAUUAAUAACGUGACUACAAGGCUUGGUGAAACAGAGCGAAUUCUAGAAAACUACCAUAACAAUUUUGGUAUAAUCGCGACUGAGAUCGAAGAAAUCAAUAGAUCUAUCGCGACACUUCAAAGUGAAAUUAAUCAACGCCAUGCACUUAUCCAAAGCAUGAAUAGAAGGGGAUCCGACCAACCAAGCGAAGCCUCAUCAUCAUCCGUCCAUUCUUCAUCUCCAAAUUCAUCAACCGAAAGAAAUCUCACUUUUGAUGAAAUGAGUUAUGGUGUAGCGAUGCGCAUCCGUGAACUUGGAGGGAAUAUUAAACAAGCAACAAUUAAAAUUUUUAAUAAUAAUAGCACCCGUUGUAGUAGUUCUACACUUAAUGAUAUAGGUAAAUGGCUAGAUGAUAUGGAGUAG